AUGUCUAAUCUUGUUCUUUCUGUCCCCCCGCUCGUAGGGAGCCUCAGUUCAGCCAUCGCCUCCUUCACGGUUCUCGUCUUCCACAUCUUCUACCAGGAUCGGAGACACUUUCGUCAUGCUCUUGUCGUCAAUCUCCUUGUAGCAGACUUCUUGAAUGCAUUCAACAAUUCUGUCUCUGGGAUUGCCAUCUUCACUCGCGCUGAUCGCAAGCUGCAACCAGGCCCGGCCUGCAACUUCAACGGCUGGCUCGGUCAGAUUACCGUGCAAACAGUGGACUUUUCCAUCAUUGCGAUAGCCAUUGUUGUCCUCAUUACCAUCAAGACACCCCACAUCGUGUCGCAACCGAGUGCAUGGAAAGCGGCCGCACUAUGCGUGCUUGUCUGGGUACCCGGAACCAUAACAAGUUUUACCGCUCUCGGACGCUCGUUUUAUGGUCCUGUCAGUGGCAACUGGUGCUGGAUCAAACCCUCACUUCGGCUUGAGCGUUACCUUUUAACACACAUGUGGAGGAUAGCCAUCUUCAUCUCCACCGUCGGUGUAUACAUCUGGAUUCACGUGUCACUUCAUCGCAUGUAUGGGGACUCAAAUAGCACGUUCGAGCAACCCACGACCCGAUCCUAUCCCGUCGUAAUGGAAGACCGCCACUACGACGCAUUUUCACCUCAACGGGACGACGACGCUGCCGCACUUGUGGAUGAUCGAGGUGUUUGCCCUCCGUCAGUCCCGCCUAAAGACCCGAGCGCUAAGAUAACGAACGUCACGCGGAGCGGUGGGGUGGAAACCACGCGCAGCGGUGAACUACGACGGUCGCGGAAGAAAGAGAUUCAGCGCAUUUUGCUCUUGAACGGGUAUCCGUUCAUGUACAUCAUCCUUUGGAUACCGGGAAUUAUGAAUCGCGUUGUUGAAGCGGCGAGAGGGAAGUCACCGGUAUGGUUAAUUGCCUUGCAGGCCUCAACACAAUUCGUAGGCUUAGCCAAUGCGCUGGUCUACGGGUGGAACGAAGGCUUGCGUCGCCGAGUGUUCAAACGCUAG
Messenger RNA from Didymella exigua CBS 183.55, 1032 nucleotides. RefSeq lists its product as uncharacterized. The transcript is spliced from 3 exons. Gene Ontology annotation, biological process: adenylate cyclase-activating G protein-coupled receptor signaling pathway. The record is from RefSeq and is a predicted model, not a curated record. Lineage: Eukaryota; Fungi; Ascomycota; Dothideomycetes; Pleosporales; Didymellaceae. Gene Ontology annotation, cellular component: plasma membrane. The coding region runs from base 1 to 1032 and encodes 343 amino acids. Gene Ontology annotation, molecular function: G protein-coupled receptor activity.